Molecule: messenger RNA, 1381 nt
Organism: Leptopilina heterotoma
Lineage: Eukaryota; Metazoa; Arthropoda; Insecta; Hymenoptera; Figitidae
Product: RNA polymerase-associated protein LEO1-like
Exons: 2
Coding region: 366-956 (196 amino acids)
Source: RefSeq, a predicted model, not a curated record
UUCAAUUUCAUUCAAUUUCACAUAUAAAAAUACAUUGUGUCACGUUUAGCAGAGACCCCCCCCCGUACCCUCAAAAACGUGACAUCAUUUGUAAACGCUCCCUUUUUAGUUAUUGCUAAAACUUUUAGCGUCUGCACACAAGAAAAUGAAUUACAAUGAAAAGGUCUAUGAAAAGGGUUAUAUUGGAUAAUUUUCUUUACUGAACUUAUACUUUAAAAUGGUGUAUUAGUUCUUUGCCUGUUUGUAAUAUUUUAAUAAUUUUUUAGCGCAUUAUUAUUUCAAUAAAUUGUUAUAUAGGACAUUAUACUUAACUCUGUUUUCAGGUAUGCCAUGAUUUGAAAAAGUCAGAUAAAAAUUCCACAAGGAUGAUGUUUCUCAGAGCUUGGAAUAAAAAUACUGGAAAUAUUCGUAACUUGGUUAAGGAAUUAUUGCAAGAAAAGAAGCCAACACAUUUACAACAGAAGGAUGACGAAGACAAUAAGAUGGAUGUGGAAGACAGCCAAACUGAUGACGAGUCCAAUCAUAUUAAUGAGAAACCUAACCAUAUCGAUCAAGAAACCACCAAUAAGAUGGAUGUGGAAGACAGCCAAACGGAUAAGGAACCCAACCACUUUGAUGAGGAGUCCAAUCAUAUUAAAGAGGAAACAAACCAUAUUGAUGAGGAAACCAACCAUACUGACGAGGAACCCAACCAAACUGAUGAGGAAACCAACCAUACUGACGAGGAACCCAACCAAACUGAUGAAGAAACCAACCAUAUUGAUGAGGAGUCCAAUCACAUUAAAGAGGAACCCAACCAUACUAAUGAGGAGUCCAAUCACAUUAAAGAGGAACCCAACCAUACUGAUGAGGAAACCAACCAUUCUGACGAGGAACCCAACCAAAUGGAUCAACAUGCAGCAGAAGCAAUUAGUAUAAGCAGUCCUACUCUUAACAACUCUAAAUUAAUUAAGUGACAACAAGCAGAUAAAUAAUAAAAAGGAAUGGAGCAGCUGAUAAUAUUACGUUUCGAGACCACAGCCAGUCCUAAGUCUGGAGAAAGUGUGAAGGAAGAACAUUAUCUACAACAAGCAGCAUAUUCAAUGAGGGAUUUACAAUAAUAAUUUAAAGAAAUAAUCCAUCAGUAUCUAAUACCAUAAUCUAAUAAAAUGUUAAAAACUUGUGUAAGCUAAAAGUAUAAAAUUAUAACCAAUAAAAUUUCAAUUUUUUUUAUUAAUUCUGUCUUAUUCCUUGUAAAUUUCCCGUACUUCUGUAAAUUAUUCCAAACAACUGACACUUCUCCCAAUUUCUACUAAUUGCCUUAAACAUUACCAAUACUGUUAUUUAUUUCUAUUCUAUUACGAAAAUACAUAUCACCUAAAGAUAUUAAAUAUUGUAUCAA